Paramecium sonneborni is the source of this 1459-nucleotide messenger RNA. The record is from the annotation of a GenBank genome assembly. Lineage: Eukaryota; Ciliophora; Oligohymenophorea; Peniculida; Parameciidae.
AUGUUUCUGAUCUUAAUUGAUUUUGUUGUCAAUCAAAAAAUCGAAUAAAAUUAUUAGAAAGUAAUUGGGAUUCAAGUUUUCUAAAUAAGGAAUUUAACCAUAAAUGGUUUAUCCGAGAAAUAAAAAAUUUCAAUAGCUCUUAAACAUAAUGAUGGGGAAAUACCAAUUCUCUUAUUGUGUCAUAAUAAACCAAAUGUUAAUAUGUCAAUGGACUAUGAUUCAAUCUCAAAGUAAAAUAAUAUAUAAUUUAUAGGGAAUAAUGUUAAUAUGAUGUAAAUGCUUAUGAAGUUAGGAAUAAAAAGUAAGUAUUUUCUCUUUAAGGAAAAUAAAUAUUAGGAAAAUUUCAUAGGAAUUUUAAUAUUUAUGAAUUUUAAGAUGUAGGUUUAUUUGUAGGAGCAAUUUCAAAACUUUAAUCAUCUUAUAGUAUCCAUGCAGAAAUAUAAUCAAUAUAUGCUUGUUCAAAGUAAAUAAAUUUAUAAGAAUUAGAGAAUGUCGAAAUGGAGGAAGUUGUUUUUAUGGAAUUUGUGAAUGUUUGCAAGGAGCUUUUAGUGAUGAUUGUAGUUUAUAAGGUUUAAAUAUAUUAGAGCAGUAAGCUCUUUCAUCAAAUUAUUUAUAUUAUUUAGACAUUAAUUAAGUUAAUGGAUCUAAUUUUUUACGGAUACUUUCAAAUUCUAUUCCGCUUAGACUAUAAUGUUAUGCUGAUAAACCCUAAAUUAAUCAUGGAACUUAAAUUUUCACUAAUCUUAUAUAGUUAGAUCAUGAAAGAAUAGAAUAUUGUAAGACUAUUACAAUCUAAGUCUAAGAUUAAAUGAAAGUCUAAUAAAUUCCUUAUUAUUUGUUUACAAUUUUAGAUUAAAAUAAUGUGGAAAUAUUAGAAAACAAUUUUGAAGAUUCUGGUUUGUCAAAGAUUAUGUUAAUUUUAUUCAUUCCUUUAUCAAUGUUACUAUUACUUUUUUUGAUUUGUUGUUGCUCUAAAUUAUUAAAAAAUAAAGAAAAUUUAUAAAAUUAAUAAUUAUAGACAGAACUUGUACCUAAUUAUGUUGAUUUAUAUAUGCCUACUUUUAAGUUUUAAGAGAUUAGAGAAACUGAUCUUGUUAACAUUAAUACAGAUAAUUAAUAUUGCUCAAUAUGUUUAGAAAGAUUUGAUUUAUUAAAUAAUGUUAAAAUCACAUACUGUAAACAUUUAUACCAUACUAAAUGUCUAAAACUUUGGAUUGAAAAAAUAAAAGUAAUUAAAUUAUUUAAUUAGAUUUGUCCACUUUGCAGAGCUCCUUUGGAUGAAUAGACAAUUAUUUCUAUGCAACCUUCAAAAUCUAUGACUCUUAUUGAUUAAAUUUCAAACAAAAGUUCUAAUAAAUUCAAACCAUCAGUUGGAUCAAUUAGUUCUUUUAAUAAUUAAAUCACAAAUAAAUUUUAAAAUUUAAACUAUCAACGUAGUUUUGUUUGCAUUGAUUAAUGA